AUGAUUAAAAUUAAAAAGAAAGCAAAAAAUCAUUUUGAUCCAUUUUCAUCUCAUCCUUUAUCGGUCCGGAAGAAGGAGUAUUUCCGUUUUGGAAUAAGAAUUGUUUACUUAACAAUCCAUUCCAAAAUUUACACAUCAGCUCAAAAUUCAGAUUUAAAGACGAUAUUUGAAAUGAAUCUGAUCAUGCUAGUUAUGGAAUUGACCAAAGUUAUUAUUGCAAUAGAAAUUGUCUAUAGCAUUUUAAUAAAGCCUUCCUCACGUACAGACAUUGGGUUUGCUGGAUUGAGAAGACAUUAUAUACAAGGCGGAAAUUUGUUUUUGUUGAAUUUGAGCACAAUGGGCAUUCCUUAUGAUAAGUUAGAUCAGUUGUCCAGUUCUGGUGUGAUUGGUCGACACUUUAAUUAUGUUACUAUUAAUCAAAUGGUUCCAAUAGAAAUUAGUGAACUUGAGGGAAUUAGUAAUUAA
Molecule: messenger RNA, 465 nt
Organism: Loa loa (African eye worm)
Lineage: Eukaryota; Metazoa; Nematoda; Chromadorea; Rhabditida; Onchocercidae
Exons: 3
Coding region: 1-465 (154 amino acids)
Source: RefSeq, a predicted model, not a curated record